AUGUCAAAUUUGGCAACGGCACUUACCCAGGCGCUGAAUGCGUCAUUCCCUCGCGUGUCCUUUACAAUGGCCUAUGGAUCAGGUGUAUUUCAACAAAAGAAUCACGACUCAAGCACGAGUAUGUUGGAUCUCGUAUUUGCUGUGGACGAUCCAAUCUCAUGGCAUGAAGAAAACAUUGAACGCAAUCCUCAACAUUAUUCAAUCCUCAAGUAUUUUGGGGCUGCCAAUGUUGCCGCCUUUCAAGAGACUUUUGGGGCGGGUGUUUAUUAUAAUACACUGGUUCCUCUUAAGGGUGAACGACUCGGAACACGACUCAUUAAAUAUGGUGUCGUAAGCACACAAACUCUAUGUGAGGACCUGACAACCUGGAAAACACUUUAUCUCAGUGGUAGAAUGCAUAAACCUGUCAGCAUUCUUACCAUGAGUGACGAUAUUCAGACAGCGACCUCAAUGAAUUUGUCGCAUGCUCUUAAUUAUGCACUACUUUGUCUACCGCCGAAGUUUUCAGAGCAUGAUCUGUUCAUGAAGAUUGCAGGGAUUUCAUACCUCGGCGACUUUCGGAUGACGUUUGGUGAAAACCCGAGAAAAGUGCGUAAUAUUGUAGACGGCAAUUUCAAAGCCUUCAGGGAGCUCUACCAACAUCAAAUUCAGAAUUCGCCAUUCAUGUCGCGCUUGAUCUCUAACGGUGACAUGCUAGUCGCCAAUAGUGACAACCAAAAGGUGAGGCAAACCAUUGUGGAUGCUUUGCCGUCUAACGUGCUUCGACGUCUUGCCACAAAAUCGCGCAUGACUGGAACGCUUGACCAUCAGACUGUCACAAAAAAGCAGCUGCAGCGCGUGAUCGCGUCGAUCGUGUUUCGGUCAAGUCGCUCGCAAAGUAUCAAGGGCAUCGCCACUGCGGGAGGCGUAAAAUCACUCAUCUACGUCGCGCAAAAACUGAAGCGCACUUACUUUAAGCAUUCGAGCAAGUGA
Molecule: messenger RNA, 972 nt
Organism: Peronospora farinosa
Lineage: Eukaryota; Oomycota; Peronosporomycetes; Peronosporales; Peronosporaceae
Source: the annotation of a GenBank genome assembly